Messenger RNA from Sphaerodactylus townsendi, 6072 nucleotides. It is a transcript of the gene ST18, whose product is annotated as ST18 C2H2C-type zinc finger transcription factor. Gene Ontology annotation, molecular function: RNA polymerase II cis-regulatory region sequence-specific DNA binding; DNA-binding transcription factor activity, RNA polymerase II-specific; zinc ion binding. Gene Ontology annotation, biological process: regulation of transcription by RNA polymerase II. Gene Ontology annotation, cellular component: nucleus. The record is from RefSeq and is a predicted model, not a curated record. NCBI's taxonomy places the organism in Eukaryota, Metazoa, Chordata, Lepidosauria, Squamata, Sphaerodactylidae.
CUUCUGCAUUCUGAUUCUUUGUGGCUCUUUUGUGCCAAGCUUGGCAGGAUGUUUUUCACUAAAUGGGACCUUUCUACAAAACCAGAGAAAAUAAGGAAACAGGAUCCUGCUUUCUUUGCCAAUCUUAAAAACACAGGAACAAAAAGGAAAACUGUGAACAAACCAACAAAUGGAAGAGCAGGUGACCUUUGGGGCCACUUUACCAAAUUCCCAAGUAAAGAGAAUGAAUUUUGGGAUUAUCUGUUAAGUCAGACAAGACAUUUUGAUCCGAGAGAAGGAUUUGAUCAUUUGGAAUUUGCACAUAAUUUUGCUCCGAAGCAAGCAAAGAUGGAUGCAGAUGGUGAAGAUAAAAAGCUGCGCACACGCUCAAGAGGAGCCAAGGCACAUGUGGAUUCGAUAGCACAGGAACUCAGUGCCUUCAAAAGUUCCAUGGCUAAGAAGAGAAAAGCUGAAGAGCAAAUUUUGGGCGUUGCUGUCAACAAACGAAAGUCUCUGUUAAUGAAGCCCCGUCACUACAGUCCCAGUGUGGAAGGCAAGGGGGAAAAUGAAGACAAUAUAGAACUGCAAGAUGAUAACAGCCUCAUCAAAGCAGAAGAAAACAUUACAACACCAGCCAACACUAGCCCUAAUCUAAAUGUGCAAGAAAAUGUUCAUCAAAAGGACAAUUAUACUAGCUACCAGGACCUUAUGUUCAAAUCUUUAAUUAGCUUAAAAAAUGCACCAAAUCAACCAGAGAAUGACAAACUAAAGGACAAUAGCAGUCAAUCCUUAAAAAUCAAAAAUGGCAAUGUUGAUGAAUGCUACAUGAUUAACUCAUCAGCAGAGAACGAUAGAAUUGGUGUUUCUGAUUCACAAUACUGUUCCUCUGAGGAAAACGAAAGCAGUUCUGAAAUUCUGGACAAUGAAUGGGAUAGUUCCUCCAACUUCUCUGAAGAGACAAGCUUAAAACUUCCACUAAAUAAAGAAUAUCUAAUAGGAUGUAAUCAGCAAGAUGUCGUAAAAGCACCAGGAAUCAAAAGUGAAGGAACAGAUUUUGAGAACUCUGAAAUGGUUUGUGAUACAGAAACAGGGCUGCAAGAAUCCCGGGAGUCCCAGGUCGAACUGUUCAGCAGCAGAAUCCAGAAUACAUUUCCAGACAGCGAGGAAGAUGAGCGUUUGUCAGAAAACACAGAACUAUCCUUCGACCUGGACAAAACAAAGCAAAAUUUGAGUUUGUUAGAACAAGCAAUAGCCCUGCAGGCAGAGCAGGGUCACAUCUUUCAUAGUACUUACAAGGAGCUGGACAGGUUCCUCCUAGAGCAUCUUACUGUUACUGGUGAAAGAAGACAAACCAAAUUAAUUGAUCUUGGUGGGAGACUGAUUUAUAAUAACAAGCACUUACCUAGGCCUGAAAAGAGGGAGACCAAAUGUCCUAUCCCAGGAUGUGAUGGCACAGGACAUGUAACUGGAUUGUAUCCACACCAUCGUAGUCUUUCUGGCUGUCCACAUAAAGUUAGAGUGCCACUAGAAAUCCUUGCCAUGCAUGAGAAUGUUCUGAAGUGUCCCACUCCUGGAUGUACAGGAAGAGGACAUGUCAACAGCAACCGCAAUACUCAUAGAAGUCUCUCUGGUUGUCCGAUUGCUGCAGCUGAAAAAAUGGCAGUAUCUCAGGAAAAAAAUCAGCUUGACUCUCCUAAAAUAGGCCAGUGCCAUGAUCAAGUUCACAGGACAAACUUAAUGAAGCAGCUUGAAUUAUCUCAGUACAGCUGCAGAUCUGCCCAACCAAGUCCUUCCCCCAGAUCCACUCUUACGAAAGAGAAGUGCGGGAAAGUACCAUUUGACUAUGCCAGCUUUGAUGCCCAAGUCUUUGGCAAAUGCACAAUGAUGCCAACUGUUCAAGGACAAAAGCCCACACAAUUCCUUGAGUCAAAGCAUUUUUCAAAUCCAGGAAAAUUUUCUAAUCGGGUGCCUAGUGCUAGCGCCCACACACAGAGCCCUCAUCAUGCCAACUCUUAUGGCUACGGUCAAUGUAGUGAAGACACCCACAUAGCAGCAGCUGCUGCAAUCCUGAACCUUUCCACCCACUGCAGGGAAGCAGCAGAGAUCCUCUCCAACAAACCACAGAGUCUGUCUGCCAAGGGGACUGAUAUAGAAGUGGAUGAAAAUGGCACCCUGGAUUUGAGCAUGAAAAAGAACCGAAGUCAAGAAAAGGUGGCUCAUCUAAAUACUUCCAGUGCCACAGUCCCCACUCCUUCCUCUUCUCCCUUCAAAACAAGCAGCAUUCUGGUAAAUGCCACUUUCUACCAAGCUUUGUGUGAGAAGGAAGGCUGGGAUAUGCCCAUCAACUAUAGCAAGACCCAAGGGAGAAAAGAGGAGGAAAAAGAGAAAGAUCCUGUAAACUGCCCUGAAAGUUUGGAGGAAAAGAAACACUCUGGAGAUGCAUCUGUCCCGAGUCCUAAAUCAAAGCUCCAUUCAAGAGAUCUCAAAAAAGAACUAAUCACGUGUCCAACACCAGGAUGUGAUGGCAGUGGUCAUGUGACAGGAAAUUAUGCUUCACAUCGCAGUGUUUCUGGUUGCCCAUUAGCUGACAAGACACUAAAAUCCUUGAUGGCUGCCAACUCUCAAGAGCUUAAAUGUCCCACACCUGGAUGUGAUGGCUCUGGUCAUGUAACUGGAAACUAUGCUUCACAUAGAAGCUUGUCUGGUUGUCCUCGGGCAAGAAAAGGUGGUCUCAAAGUGACUCCUACUAAGGAAGAAAAAGAAGAUCCUGAACUCAAAUGUCCGGUGCUAGGCUGUGAUGGCCAAGGUCACAUAUCAGGUAAAUACACUUCACAUCGCACUGCUUCGGGUUGUCCUUUGGCUGCCAAGAGACAGAAGGAGAGUCCUCUCAACGGGUCUUCACUGCCCUGGAAACUGAACAAGCAAGAGCUGCCGCACUGUCCUUUGCCAGGCUGCAAUGGGCUGGGUCAUGUUAAUAACGUUUUUGUCACCCACAGAAGCUUGUCAGGAUGUCCUCUAAAUGCUCAAGCCUUAAAAAAGGGCAAAAUUUCUGAAGAACUAAUGACCAUCAAACUGAAAGCAAGUGGAGGUUUAGAAAAUGAAGAGGAUAUAAGACAUCUGGAUGAAGAAAUAAAAGAACUAAAUGAAUCUAAUCUUAAAAUUGAAGCUGACAUGAUGAAACUUCAGACACAGAUAACAUCUAUGGAAAGCAAUCUGAAAACAAUAGAAGAAGAGAACAAACUUAUAGAGCAGAACAACGAGAGCCUGCUAAAGGAGUUGGCUGGCCUAAGCCAAGCCCUCAUCUCCAGUCUUGCAGACAUUCAGCUUCCACAAAUGGGUCCAAUCAGCGAGCAGAAUUUUGAAGCAUAUGUAAAUACACUGACCGACAUGUAUAGCAAUCUGGAGCGGGACUAUUCCCCAGACUGCAAGGCUUUGCUGGAAAGUAUCAAACAGGCAGUGAAGGGUAUCCAUGUGUAGGAUGGGGAAGCUGCGGGGCAACGGGAGUUUCUUAGCAGCAACAGAAACCAGAUGGACCUGUCAAGAGUUUGCAGACUGCUCUGAAGUAUUAGUUGUUGUGCUGCAUUUACAACUACAACAUUGCACUAUUUUUUCCAGCUGACAUAAAAAGGACAGGCAACAUAACAGACUAUUGUAUUAACAGCAAUGAUUCAGAUCACAGAAUAUAUUUAUUUCAAUAUGAUUCCUUUUUGUUCUUGUUGUUUUGCACUCUUUUCUUUUUGUAAAGUGAAUGUAAAAAAACAUGUGUACCUAUUUUUUUACAUUUUUAAACUUAUUUUCAAUCAAAGAUUUGGGAUUUUUUUUUAAUCUUUUAACCGCAUUUCUUGCAGCCUGCCAUAUUUUUACAAAUGUGUUUAUUAAUUUAUUUUCCAAUGGGAUUUUAAAUAGACUAAAAGCUAUAGUGUAAAUUGAAUAAUUUGCUGGGUUUGUACAGGAGGAAGAAGAAAAACUAUGAAAGAAGCAAAUAACAGAACUGUGAGUCUAGUUUUAUUUUCAUCAUAUCCUGCUUUUUUAUAACAGCUUUUUACAAAAAAUGAAAAAAGAAAUGGGUUUGUUGUUUGCAGUACCAUGAGAAGUGAAUAACUAGGGAUGAAAAGGAGAAUGUUGCCCUCUGCUGGGGGAACUUGAGCUCUUACAGGGCAGCACACUGGAAAAGUUCAAGAAUUUGUUAGCAAUAAUGAAAUAUAGCAAUCAUCAAAGCAUUGGACUUGGCUAUAUGCUUUAGCCUACACAGAAUGGUCAUUUGAAACCAUUCCAGUGUAGACCAGGAUUGAUUUAAGGAUCCAUUUUCCUUUGUCAUGUUCAUUCAUGAAAAAUACAUUUUUUAUCCCCGAUAGGCUUUGAAAUGGCCUGAUUCUUUUUGCUACUGAGUCUUGUAAAAAUAUUGGUCAGUUGACCAACAUCAAUAUAAUUUCAUAUUGGAAAAGUGCAUCCCAAGCUGAUGAUUUUAUACAUACAACUGUGCCAGGAAGUCUUUCCCUGAGAUGGCAUGUAUAAUUCUUGGUAGAAUGAGAGAAUCUGAGAAGCCUGCAGCUGCUUUUCCAUUCUGACAUGGUGGAGCACAAGCCCCACUAAAGGGACUUGAGGCUGCAUAGCAGCAAUGUGUAAUGGCUGGGCUCACGGCUGGUAGCAGUGCAUUUACGGGUUUUACUCACACUGUACACCGAUUCUGUGAAUCCAAACAUGUACUUUGAAGCAAGCUCCAUUCAAGUUUGGAAGGGCUUAACAUCCAAGAAUUAGCACAAAAUUAACAACUCAUUGGUAGAUCCUUAUAGUUUGGACAGAGGUAUUUCAGGCAAGGAAAUGAGUGAGAUAUUGCUUUCUGAAGAGAUGUGUGUACAUAUCAGAGUACUGUGGCUCUUUGGACUUGGGUGUUGCAUGCAUUUGGAGUUGCGCUUAGUUUCAGUUGACUGUAGGAUUCCGAGUGAUUCAGCACUUAGACAGAAAUGCAUACACUCAUGUCCCAAACAGUCUUUUUGAUUCAUCUCUACUCAGUGAAUCUGUAAACCACUCAAUUUAGUAGCAUAUAUGAACAAAAGCCCAAUGUCUAUUUCAGGGAUUCGAAGUAAUAUAACAUUUUUCCCCAGAAUUUUAAUUUUGUUUGUUUUUAACAAAGGUAUCUAUGACCAGCUAAACUGCCUUUUUUGUAUGCACACACGCCUCAUGAGCAUAUGUGCCUCAGUGUAAAAUGUAUACAUGAAUCUAGUGUGCAUUUAAUUUUUCUGUGCUACAAUGCAAGUGUUUACUUUGAUUGGUCUAGUUUAUAUCUUGACUGGACAUGAAAGCAUUAGCAGGCUUGACUCAUGCAAUUCUAUUAUCUAUUCCCAAUCUGAGGGUGCAUCUUGGAGGUCAUUCAACUUUCAUAUGCUGUGGUCGCUAUUCUGCAUUAAGUGGGGCUUGCUGUCCUUUUGUGGGAGGGGGGGAUUGAUUUGGCCCUCAGACCUUAGUUUAGACAGGGGAGAUGUCUGCUCUUAGAAACUGUGUUUAUUUUUAAAAAAGAACACUUUGACAAAAGCUGCAGUAUGUGCCGAUAAAAAACAGAACACCAAAUUUGCUAUUAAAUCGUUGUACUUGUUUUUAAAAAGACAUUUGCUAUACUUGUCUAAUGCAAACAAAAAUGAGUUUACUCAUGACAGAGACUAAAAGUUAAUUUACUAAAUAAGAAAUUUGUUGCAUAUUUUAUUUAAAUUAAAUUAAAGAAUCUCUUAAUUAUCUAUUUAUUAAUUUGGUUUUCUAUGGCUUCAUGUUAAUUUAUCAGUGUUUGGAUUAUUUGCUCAGGAUGUAUCUUUGCAUUUAUUUGCCUCCUUUGUACUUGAUGUUUUGUAAUGUGCACUGUGAUUCCUUCCCACCCCCUUUUAUUUUUCUUUCCUUUCUUGGAUUAAUUUGCAUUGACAAGCUGUCCUGUAAAUUAGACCUUUUGUAAAAAGCGAUGAUGUAUGCAUUUUUUUUAAUUUUGGAGUAGUUUGUAUACUGUUCCUUCAUACAAUUAAUAUUUCUUACAUCAAAGCAACAAAAAUUGUGUUCUGUGCUGUACAUUUGGUGUAUGGUAGGAAAUAAAAUUGUUACUGAACAGGU